AUGGCUGGCCGCAGCAGAGGAUCAAGCCCAGAGCCAAUUGACCUUGAUAAUUGCCGGCCUUGGUCCCCUAAGCCCAUUCCUCCUCCUCAUGCCGGGGGCGGGCACAGCACAGUGCCGGAGUGCUAUGCCCAUUUCCGGCCACGUGGGAGCAGAGAUGCCAGCAGUCCAUUCUCAGGGGCAAAACGGGGGCAGGGGGUUGAGGGAGCGGUGAGCGCCUUUAAGGAGUGGGCGCCUUGGCGAGCUUUGUGGUGCGGGCAUCAGGGCACUGCCGUAGGCCCCGCGGAGCUGGCGCUGUCGUGUGGCAUCCGUGUGUGCCUGGAGGGGCUGCGCGCCGGCACCGAAUCCAGCUCCGGCUCCGACUCCAGGCCCAGCUCGAGGCCCAGCUCCGGCCCCGCCGCCUGCGCCGCCCCCUCUUCCUCCGCCAGAAACACUUCCACGGACGCCGGCUCGGCGGCCCCCCACGGAGCGAUGGCCCCAGCUGUCCCUAGGAACCCCCACCCCGCACUGCUCCGCCUGGUCCUCCCUCUCCAGCUCCCGCUGCUGCUGGGCGCAUGGAUGGAGUCAGGAUGGGGUCAGACCCCACCGACCCCAGAAGAUGAGGAGCUGGAGACCGUGAUGUACGUGCGUCUGCUGCGCAGUUCCCUGAUGGUGGAGGUGCCGCAGGAGGCCCUGGACCAGUCCCUGCUGCGGUUCCGUCGCCUGCACCUUGAUUUCCCCCGCCGCAGCAGCCCCGGCCGGGGCAGUGAGUACUGCACCGGCCUCAUGGCCUGGCGCGGGGUGGCGGGGCCCGGUGGCUCCUGUCCACCCCGCAACACGUUCAUCCACGCGCCACUGGAGGCUGUGCGCUCUGUGCGCCUGGCACCCAACAUCAGCUGCGGCCCCGAGCGGGAGGCUCGCUGCUACCAGAGCUUGCCGCUCGCCACCACUGAGUGCCAGCUCGCCACCGGCACCACUCCUCCCAACUGCCAAUACUUUAGUGUCAGCAUAGCCAAGAAAGUGGUCCUGGCCCAGCUGCCUGGCUCCCUGCAAGGCUGGCUUGUUCCCAUCUUCUAUCAGUGAAACUCGGGUCCCUUCCCUCUCUCACUUGCUUGCUCUAUCCAUCCAUCCAUCCAUCCAUCCAUCCCUCCUCCACACACCCCACCUUUGCUUUUGGGCCCUUCAACUACAUGUGCACAAGCUCACCUAUACUUGUGUACGGAGGCACUCAUGCACACCGGCACACACGCUUGCAUAGGCCAGACUUCCCAGGAGAGGCAAGUACACAACUAUGACAGCACUAGAGCUGUUUGCAAACACACAUCCCACUCCAACACAGGCUUUCAUGUCCAAACACACACGCACACACGCACGCGCGCACACACACACACACUCACUUUAGUGCCUUAGGGGACAUAAGGGGAAAUAUCAGCCUGUGACCUAGUCCCCGACCCAGGACAUUGCUCAUUCUCAUCACCCCCAUCCUCCCUUCUUGGGUCCAUACAGAGGAUCGAACCCAAAAGCUUCCCUCUUUCCUCUUAACCUAAACUUGAGGUUGCUAGGCCUGCAG
Molecule: messenger RNA, 1546 nt
Organism: Tachyglossus aculeatus (Australian echidna)
Lineage: Eukaryota; Metazoa; Chordata; Mammalia; Monotremata; Tachyglossidae
Gene: RNASE11
Product: ribonuclease A family member 11 (inactive)
Exons: 4
Coding region: 1-1059 (352 amino acids)
Molecular function (GO): nucleic acid binding
Source: RefSeq, a predicted model, not a curated record